Messenger RNA from Rhinopithecus roxellana (golden snub-nosed monkey), 2305 nucleotides. It is a transcript of the gene SLC25A1, whose product is annotated as solute carrier family 25 member 1. The transcript is spliced from 8 exons. Gene Ontology annotation, biological process: mitochondrial citrate transmembrane transport. The record is from RefSeq and is a predicted model, not a curated record. The coding region runs from base 271 to 1725 and encodes 484 amino acids. NCBI's taxonomy places the organism in Eukaryota, Metazoa, Chordata, Mammalia, Primates, Cercopithecidae.
GGUGUGGGACCUGCGCCCAGAGAAGCUGCCUAGGAGAAUACAGCCGCUUGCAUUUGGGGUCUUUCCGGACCGUGUUCGCUGAACGCAGGAACUCUAAAUCCGGGAAAGGUGUGGGUGGAAACUGGCAGGUGAGUCCCAGCCCGUGGCCGCUACGGGAGGGGGACCCGGCGGCGUAGCCCCUUCUCACCCGCCACCCGCCUUCCUCCUCCAGCUUCGAAACGUUAGAGUUCCUCAGGGACUGGGCUAGCCCCACGUGUUUUCGGGGAGGGUAUGCCCCUGGCCUCCGGGAUCCCCGGGGAUCCCGCCGCUCUCGGCAGUCGCGCAGACCCGAGGCCCGCUUCCCUGCGGAGCGGCAUACUGUGCACCUUGACCCAUAGCUCGGGGCUGGGCCACGGCUCCGCCUCCCGCAGCCCCGCCCCCGCCCCGCCGCUCGCGGUCGCCCAGAGACUCGGCCUCGGCCAUUGGCUGCGCUUUGGCCCCGCCCCUACGCCUGCCUCGGCGCGCCCCGCCCCGGCCUCAGUUUCCCGGCCCGCUCGGGGCGGGCUGGGGGCGGGGCCCGACUCGGACCACGCGGGGCGGGACCUGGAGCUGACGCGGCCGCCCUGCCCCCGGGACCAUAACCGGCCGCUGCCGCCACCGCGGACCGAGCGCGGAGUUCAGGAGGCUCGGACCCGAAGCCGCUACUGGGCGCCCGGCCUCCCGCCCGCCAUGGCCGCGCCCCGCGCCCCGCGCGCUCUGGCGGCAGCCGCGCCUGCGUCCGGGAAGGCCAAGCUGACGCACCCGGGGAAGGCGAUCCUGGCAGGCGGCCUGGCGGGUGGCAUCGAGAUCUGCAUCACCUUCCCCACUGAGUACGUGAAGACGCAGCUGCAGCUGGACGAGCGCUCGCACCCGCCGCGGUACCGGGGCAUCGGGGACUGCGUGCGGCAGACGGUUCGCAGCCAUGGCGUCCUGGGUCUGUACCGCGGCCUCAGCUCCCUGCUCUACGGCUCCAUCCCCAAGGCGGCCGUCAGGUUCGGAAUGUUCGAGUUCCUCAGCAACCACAUGCGGGAUGCCCAGGGACGGCUGGACAGCACGCGCGGGCUGCUGUGCGGCCUAGGCGCCGGCGUGGCCGAGGCCGUGGUGGUCGUGUGCCCCAUGGAGACCAUCAAGGUGAAGUUCAUCCACGACCAGACCUCUCCAAACCCCAAGUACAGAGGCUUCUUCCACGGGGUUAGGGAGAUUGUGCGGGAACAAGGGCUGAAGGGGACGUACCAGGGCCUCACGGCCACCGUCCUGAAGCAGGGCUCGAACCAGGCCAUCCGCUUCUUUGUCAUGACCUCCCUGCGCAACUGGUACCGAGGGGACAACCCCAACAAGCCCAUGAACCCUCUGAUCACUGGGGUCUUCGGAGCUAUUGCGGGCGCAGCCAGUGUCUUUGGAAACACUCCUCUGGAUGUGAUUAAGACCCGGAUGCAGGUGCAGGGACCGGGAAGGCGAUGGGAAGGGGGCACUGGGCCAGAGCUAGCUGCUGAGCCCCUGCCUGCUGAUGUCCCGCAGGGCCUGGAGGCACACAAAUACCGGAACACGUGGGACUGCGGCUUGCAGAUCCUGAGGAAGGAGGGGCUCAAGGCAUUCUACAAGGGCACUGUCCCCCGCCUGGGCCGGGUCUGCCUGGAUGUGGCCAUAGUGUUUAUCAUCUAUGAUGAAGUGGUGAAGCUGCUCAACAAAGUGUGGAAGACAGACUAAGCCUAGAGAGGCUGCAAGGGGACCGCCCCAGGCACCUCCAGAGUGCCCGCCACCUUUGUCUCACAUGAUUCCAGUGCAGUAGUGCCAAAAGGCCCUUCCCACGUCCCUUGAGCUCUGUAGCCUGGUCUGUGCAUUGUGGCUGUCAAGUCCAUGUGUCCCCCCUGUGGUCUGUGUGACACCACCACUGUGUCCUGGUGUCUGGCCCAGCCAUGGCUGGGUGUGCAUCUGGCCUGUGACCCCGUGCCCACUUGUCCAUGUGCUUACUGUGAGCCCUGUGCCUGUGUUUCAUGUUCUGUGUCAUGUGACCUGUGCCCCGCCUCCCGGGGUGCCCGUGUGGCCUGGGUCCUCGGCCCUGUAGCCCUGGCCCGGUCCCAGUCCGGUGCCUUCCACCCUGCCCCGGCCUACCACAGCUGCCUCCGGGCCUCGGCCUGGCUUCACCGCAUUCCAGGGGCUGCAGCCCCUCGCUUCUCCCGCCAUUGGCCUUAACCGGCCCUCGGGCCCUCCCUCCGCCCGGGACAGGGUGGCACCCACCACUCUCAGGACCACCCUGCCAAGGCAGAAUAAACCGGAUCCUGUUGCA